UAUUAAACAAUAUUUUUUUUUAUUAUAUCUUCACUUCAAUUAUUUCUCCUCAACAAUAAUAUAUUGAAAAAAAGUAAGAAAGAUUACAAUUAAUAAUAGAAUAUGCAAAACUAUCAAUAAUAUUAAAAACAUCGAUUUUUGGGGAAGAUAAACACAAAUCGAUGAUGGAGUUUUGGUGGAGUAGUAUUCUCUGUCUGAUCCUCACAUGGGCAAUCCUUUCUUUGAUAAGAUCCAAACCCAGUUCCGGCAACCUUCCACCGGGACCAAAACCAUUACCAGUCAUCGGAAACCUCCACCAACUCGGUGACAAACCCCACAAGUCCCUGACUGAGCUUGCCAAACUCCAUGGCCCCUUAAUGAGCCUCAAGCUUGGUCAAGUCACAACAAUCGUGGUUUCUUCAUCGGCUGUGGCCAAAGAAGUCCUUCAAACACACGACCAAUACUUCUCCAACCGAACUAUUCCUGAUGCUCUCUAUGUUCACGGUCAUGAAAGCUCUGGCCUUCCAUGGAUUCCAGUCUCUAACUUGUGGAGAAACCUUAGGAAGAUCUGCAACACUCAAUUGUUUGCAACCAAAGUUUUGGAUACAAACCAAAAACUCAGGUUGAGCAAAGUGAAAGAGCUUGUUGAGAAAGUGGAACAGAGUAGUUUGAGUGGUGCAGCUGUUGAUAUUGGCAGUGCUGCUUUUACUACCACACUUAAUUUGUUGUCAAACACCAUUUUUUCUUUUGAUUUGGCUGACUCUGAAUCGGAAUUGGCUAGAGAUUUCAAGGAUAUUACUUGGAAUCUCAUGAAGGAAGCUGGUACACCAAAUUUGAGUGACUAUUUCCCUUUGCUUAAAAAGAUUGACCCUUUUGGUAUAAGGCGUCGCAUUAAGAUUCACUUUAGUAGAAUAUUACAACUUGUUGAGGGAAUUAUCAACGAAAGGGAAUGUUCAGAUUUUGUUAAGAACGAUGAUGUUUUGGAUACCCUUUUGAACAUCAUGAAAGGAAAUGAUAACGAAAUCAAUCGACACCAGAUAGUACAUUUGAUAUUGGUUCUGUUCGUGGCUGGAACUGAUACGACUGCUGCCACUUUCCAAUGGGCAAUGGCGGAACUGCUUCGUAACCCAGAAACCAUGUCCAAAGCCAGAGCAGAACUCGAUCAAAUCAUUGGAAAAGGAAAACCAGUUAAGGAAUCAGACGUUUCUAAACUACCUUACUUACAAGCUGUUUUAAAAGAAACGUUUCGAUUACACCCAGCAGUACCAUUAUUGCUUCCUCGUAAAGCUGAAAGAGAUGUCGAAAUCAAUGGCUUCACUGUCCCAAAGGGUGCUCAAAUCUUGGUCAAUGCAUGGGCUAUAGGUAGAGACAAGGACAUAUGGGAUGACCAAGAAUUGUUUAAGCCAGAGAGGUUUAUUGGGUCGGAAGUGGAUGUUAAAGGAAGGAGCUUUGAGCUGAUACCGUUUGGAGGAGGUCGAAGAAUAUGUCCUGGAUUGCCUUUGGCUAUGAGGAUGCUGCCAUUAAUGUUGGGGACCCUUAUCCACUCUUUUGAAUGGAAGCUUGAAAAUGGGCUUAAACCAGAAGAAAUUGAUAUGGAUGACAAGUUUGGCAUCACUUUACAAAUGGCUCACCCUUUACGAGCUGUUCCAAGUCUUGCAUAAUGUUUUUUCUUUAGGAAAACUUUUUGUUGGAAGGUGAUGUUUGGUUUAUUGUAAUGGUAAUCGUAACGAUAAUGAAUAGGUUCAAUGUAAUGGUAAUCGUAAUAGUAAUUCUCAUUACAAUUACACUAUUACAAAAAGAAAAAAAUAUUUUAAUAAAAAUAUAUUAAGAAAA
Cannabis sativa is the source of this 1812-nucleotide messenger RNA. Its product is annotated as geraniol 8-hydroxylase. Bases 162 to 1640 code for a protein of 492 amino acids. Lineage: Eukaryota; Viridiplantae; Streptophyta; Magnoliopsida; Rosales; Cannabaceae. Gene Ontology annotation, molecular function: iron ion binding; monooxygenase activity; oxidoreductase activity, acting on paired donors, with incorporation or reduction of molecular oxygen. The record is from RefSeq and is a predicted model, not a curated record. The transcript is spliced from 2 exons.